CUCUCUUUUUCCUUGUUUUUUUUGUCUCCUUGUUGUUUGAUUUCAUUUGAGCAAACUCAAUUUAUUUAUCAGUUUCAAAUUCCCAUCUAGGACUAUGAAAAUAAACCCAAAAAUAUAAUCUCGGGCACAAACUUAGUUGACUCUGAAGUUUUGAAGUAGAGGUUACAUAGAUUUCAUUUUCAUAGCCUUGUUUCACUCCAGUUUUGUUGGGUUUGACAGAUUUUUGCAAUAGUAUAAUACGGAAUAGAUUAACUAUUUUGUUAAUUCUAGGAUGAUAUAGUUUCUUUUCUUUUCUAAAUCGAUUUCAUAUUCUAUGAUUUGGGUUUUAGAAAUUUUGACUGAAUUGAGGAUAUUAAAAGGUCUUGCAGAUUUUGAUUGAAUCUCUGGGUUUUGAGUUUUGUUGGAUUGUAAUAUGGAUGGAUCUCAUGGUAGUUCUACUGCUCCGGCACCUUUUCUUUCGAAAACAUAUGAAUUGGUGGAUGAGGCAUCAUCUGAUUCUGUGGUGUCAUGGAGCCAAAGCGGUUGUAGUUUUGUAGUGUGGAAUCCAACUGAAUUCGCUAAGGAUUUACUUCCUAUGUAUUUCAAGCACAAUAAUUUCUCGAGCUUUGUGAGGCAGCUUAACACAUAUGGAUUUAGGAAGAUAGAUCCUGACCAGUGGGAGUUUGCAAAUGAAGAAUUUAUUAGAGGACAGAGACAUCUUUUGAAGAAUAUCCACAGACGCAAGCCAAUUCAUAGUCAUUCUGUGCCGAAUCAAGGAAAUUCUUCGGCUUCUUUAACUGAGGCAGAAAAACAGGAAUAUGAGAAGGAAAUCAAGAGACUGAAACACGAUAAGAGGUUGCUUCAGUUAGACCUAGAGAAGCAUGCGAGAGACAAUCAGGAAUUUGAGUAUCAAAUUCAGUCAUUACGUAACCGGUUCCAGAGUCUGGAACAUCGUCAGAAGCAAUUGAUGAUCUUCGUGGCCGAACAUCUGCAGAAUCCAGAGUUUGCCUCUGUACUUAUACACCAGUCGGAAAUCCAUAACAAAAGGAGGAAGUUGAAAUCUAAUCACAUUUCUGAUGAAUCGAAUUUGGAAGAAAAUUGGAACUUGAAUCUACAAAAAGAAAACCAAGAUGCAGUUUCUGCUUGCAUGUUGAAGAUAGAAAAGGUUGAGAAGCUGCAAUCUUCGAUAGAAUAUUGGGAAGAACUUAUGUGUGAAGUUUGUAGUGAUAUUGGUCAAGAAGUUAUUGAUACUUGUCUAUUGCCACAGACCUCUCCAACAGCUUCUGAAGUACAAGACCCUGAGAUACAUGAGGGACAUUGCUCACCAAGAUCACAUAUAUCUUCACCCAACUCAUUUGAUGUUCAUUCAUCUCCGGAGAUGCUGGCUGGGUCCUCAAAUCAUACUGACAGCCCUAUUAUGGUGUCAAUCUUUACCAAUGUCAACAUUCAAAAAAAAUCUCCAAAUAUUGAUAUGAAUACAAAGCCUGUUGGUGUCCCCGAGGUUGAGGCUUUUGAAACGAAGGUUGUACGAACCAAGGGUGGUUCACCAACUAAAGUGAAUGAUCUCUUCUGGGAGCAAUGCUUGACAGAGAUUCCAGGUUCUUCUAACAUACAGGAAGACCAGUCGGAAAGAAGGGAUAUGGACAGCGAAGUGAAUGAUGGUGAGGGGACUAUUCAAAGAAACUUAUGGUGGAACAUGAAUAAUGUAGAAAAGCUCACACAACAAAUAGGACACCUCACUCCAGCUAUGUGAUUUAGUUUAACUUUCCUUGACAUUCAAAGUUUUGAUGCCUUGUUGUAUACUAUUAUGAGAUACUUUGUUCUUGUAGGUUAUAGACAUUACACUUUCUGCAGCUCAUUGUGGAAGUAUACAUCAGGUAUAUGUUCUGAUGAGCAAGAGAGUAUACAUAUUCAUUUAGUUCUGUAAAUAUAUGAUGUUAGAUUAUAGAACUUGACCCUUGAUCAUUUAGAUUCAUUUGGAUAUAUGGUAUUUGAGAUUUGGUA
This is a messenger RNA of Ziziphus jujuba (common jujube), 1983 nucleotides long. Its product is annotated as heat stress transcription factor A-4c. The record is from RefSeq and is a predicted model, not a curated record. Gene Ontology annotation, molecular function: DNA-binding transcription factor activity; RNA polymerase II cis-regulatory region sequence-specific DNA binding. Gene Ontology annotation, biological process: regulation of transcription by RNA polymerase II. Lineage: Eukaryota; Viridiplantae; Streptophyta; Magnoliopsida; Rosales; Rhamnaceae. The transcript has 2 exons. Gene Ontology annotation, cellular component: nucleus. The coding region runs from base 413 to 1732 and encodes 439 amino acids.